CCUAGUUCACUUCCGAACAUUGCGAUUGUGUUUAUUUUUUAUUGUUACUGAAACUAUCUAAAAUGUUGCCGCUGAUGGAAGAACCCGUGUUUCCCAAGCUCUAUGUCAAUCAUUCCCUGCUUUAUAGGGAAGCGGAUUUAAUCAAUGCCUUGCUACGAAGUUUGAAGAUAGCUCAAAACGAGUAUCGUAUUCGGGUGGGAUUUAACAACGCAAUGAAGAUUUUGGAACUUGACCCCUCAUCGGUUGUUAUGUGCAUACUGCCAGUUGGCACGGAUAAGAAAGAUCCGUUAUCGCACCUGCAGGUAAUGUUAAUAGAGGCAUAUUGCACCGAAAACGGAAUACGUCUGCUUAAAGUGGUAUCCUCGGAUGAACUUUCCCACAUUGUUAAACCGCUACCAGAGACCGAUGACGAAGCGGACGAUAUGGAAGAUGAUUUUAUGGAUGAUGACUGCAGCAGCUUAAUUGUUAUACAGAAUUCCCAUCAUAUGCACAAUGCGGAUUAUGAGUUGCAGAAGAUAUAUGAUUGCGCCAGCUUGCACUGCAGUGCUCGGCCUAUCAUCCACUUGCCCAGUUAAAAAAGCAGCCAGUGCACUCACUACAGUAUUACGGAAUACACGCUGUUAGUAGCGGAUGACGAUACUCGGUGGACAUGGGCGACCCAUAUCUGACUGUUGGCAGAUGCAGUGCCGAACGGCUGUUACCAGCCCACGGAUCGGACGAGAGGGAGAACUGGAGCAUUGGUUUGUUGAAUUGGGUUAAGCCUGGAAGAGGUUGCAUACGAUUUCCAAGGUCAAUGGAUACGAUGGAAAAGUGGAACGCAACAAUUGUCCCGGUUCAUGCUUGCCUUCGAACAGCGGAAUGCAUCGAGCGGAAACGGUUUUUUGAUAUACACCUUGAUGGGUGCCUUUCUUUCUCUAUAUCAUUUUCUUGUAAUCUGUAAAUUUUGCUUUCAUCGCCUUCGUUUCGCCUUUUUGGUAUGUUUAAUUGGACCAUUCUCAUGAAUGAUUGAAUCAGAAAGUGAAAAUGCAGCUUAUUAGACCAAUAAAUCCAUAAAUUUG
Paramacrobiotus metropolitanus is the source of this 1058-nucleotide messenger RNA. RefSeq lists its product as uncharacterized. The transcript has 3 exons. Gene Ontology annotation, biological process: regulation of cell cycle. Gene Ontology annotation, cellular component: cytoplasm; nucleus. The record is from RefSeq and is a predicted model, not a curated record. NCBI's taxonomy places the organism in Eukaryota, Metazoa, Tardigrada, Eutardigrada, Parachela, Macrobiotidae. Bases 63 to 575 code for a protein of 170 amino acids.